UCGGGCUCGGAGGAUCGCACCUGUGAAAAUUUAACAACUUCAAAAUUCCGAAAAUUCCCGAAAAAAAUCACCUCCCCCUCCCAUUAAAUAACACCUUCCACCUCCCCGCCUCGGCCAUUCUGUGCCCCUAAAGAAUACAAAAACGCAAACUCGAGCAGAAAAAACAGUGAAAACUUUUGGAAAAGUGAAAUGUGUUCAGCAAAUCGGUGCUAAUUUAAAAUUAAUGAAGCUGUCGAAACAAUUAAUCCUGGGAGUUAGAUUAUGCCUUCACCCCAGUACCUUCACCAGGACAUCUUCAAGGGGAAAUUAUCCCGACGUCUCGAUCUGUGAAAAAUUAUGGAAAAGAGGAUAACCUUGAACUCGUAAAAAUUCCUCUCUUUAACCUCAAUUUUCAAUUGAAUUCAUUGGAUUACUGGAUAAUUAGUUUUCUUAGGGAUUUGUCUUUGAUUUGUUUUUUGACGUGUGUGAGGGCAAUUGAGGGAUCAGAAGUUUUUUUCAGCUGUCGUGACAAAGUGACAGUUCGAGAUGAUUUCUUGAAUAAAUGAGAAAAGUAGAGAGUAAAAUCUUGUCUGGAGGAUCUUGGAUUUGCAUAAUUGUGUGUGGGCGAGCAGUUGGUGACAAAUAUUGCUAUUGUAGACAAGACGUUGAUUGUCGUCCAGGGGGAGAGGAUGAAACAUGAGGGGGAAUGACAUGAUGGAGGACGCUAUGUCUGAGGACACGAUGAUGGACUGCGGGAGUGAGGGAGAGGGCCUGGACGAACUCGUACACCUGAGUUGUCAGAUUUCCGACUCUUUACCCAACAUUCGAGACGCUGCGGAACGUCUCCUAACUCUCCUGGGUGUUGAUGAGGAUGAAGACUCUUCAGAAGACGAGGGUGUCGAGCUUGAUCUCGACGACGAGGGGCUUGAUAACUCGAGAUUUCUCCACCAGCUGGCAACCUCUCUAGUUCAAGAGUUAAAAUACACCCAGAAGCCCACAUCCUUUCAUCCUUUACCCCUGAACGACCUCCAGGAGCAAAUCCAACAGAUGGAUGUGUCUGGAGAGGAGAAUCCUGCCCAAGGUAUUCUCCAGAGCAGUCAAAACUCCUCAUCAUUUUCCCAAAAAUUCUCGAAUCCAAGCGAACAAAUCGUGUCCUCUAGACCUAAUCCUCAUUACGUGGCCUUGAGAACGAGCUGCGACGGCUACAUCACCAACAAGAGAUGCAGACUCGAGGAGACGAGGGAGGAGGAGGAAAAUGAUGAGGAUUCGGUUUUAUCGGGUGAUAUUGUGAGCUCCUGGAGCGCAGGAUGGGAGGCCUGUGCUACUGAAGCUGUUAGAUACCUCCUUGAGGUCGAGGGACUUCCUCCACAACAUCCCAAGGUCCUCUCGUUGAAGAGUCAUCUGGAGGUGCAAAAGGACCGAGCGUUCUCUCAGUUUGCCACGUGAAUUUGAGAUUUUUUUAGGUUAAAUGGUGUCAGGUGUCAGGACGACUGGAUCGUUGAGAUUGGCCCUGGAUACCUGAGGGACUCCGUACACGGAGGGAGCUGCAGGUUGAGGUUAUGGACAAUUAGGGAUAUUCGUUAUGUGUGACGUCACGGCCUUUAUGUUUGUGAGAUUAUCUCGAAAAAUAAUUGUAUAAGUAAGUGAAGUUAGGGUUAGAUAAGAUUUCACGGAUACCAUUGAUCCAGUGCCAUUUUGCCUAACGCCGAUUCGUCGAUAAUCGAUUGGUCGAAAAUCGGAAAACAAUCGUAGAGACAAUGGCCGCGUGAAGAACAGUUAGCAUAAAAGGGAAAAUCAAUUAUACCAUGAAAAUUGCAGCUAGUGCAUUUUUGUUAAUUGAAUUAUUCUAUUUUCUUGUAACGCUCAAUUAAUUAGUUAAUUAAAGGUUUUUCUUGUUGCACGUAAUGGAACUAUUGACUCACGAGGAAAACGAUUCUCAUAAAUUUUUCUAUUUUCAGUGAAACUUUUAAAAUAAUAUGAAUAUAUUAUAUUGAUAUUAUAUUGGUUUCAAUCUAUAAAUAAAAGAAGUAAAACAAAAGGCUGAAAAAUGAAGAAAUUUACAGGCGCAUUUUCGACGAAUCGAAGGAUUAGAGAAAAAGGAUUAGAGAAAAGUUUUGUUGCAGAAACAAUUGAAAAAAGCAUUCUAAAUUAUUAUAAUUUAUAAUUUAUUAAAAAAUAAAAAAUAAAUUUUAUAAUUAGGUAUAGCUCUCAUCAAGUCACUUAUCACUUUAGAACCUCUCCGUGUACGUAACGAAGGACUUUAGGGAAAUACAUAUUCUUAUUGUCCACUGAAGGAACAUCUCGUCGACGACUCAACCUCUUCAACAGAUGCUCUUUUAUUUCUAAUAAUCAAUCGUUGAUGAUGCAGUUCAGAGAAGUUGUAAAAGACCAAAAUUCAUACUCGAAUAAUUUUUUUACAAUUUCUGCAACGAAUUUAGGUAUUUUUUUUAUUACUUUUAUCAUUUAAGAAUUUUUGGUUGUUGUAAAUAUGUAUAAUAAUGAUUCAUUACGAUGUAAUUGUAUUGCUACUUUUACAUGAACAUCCGGAUGAAUGAAUGAUAAAUUAAUGUAGAUAAAUAAACAU
This is a messenger RNA of Fopius arisanus, 2563 nucleotides long. RefSeq lists its product as uncharacterized. The coding region runs from base 676 to 1425 and encodes 249 amino acids. The record is from RefSeq and is a predicted model, not a curated record. NCBI's taxonomy places the organism in Eukaryota, Metazoa, Arthropoda, Insecta, Hymenoptera, Braconidae. The transcript has 3 exons.